Molecule: messenger RNA, 1593 nt
Organism: Temnothorax curvispinosus
Lineage: Eukaryota; Metazoa; Arthropoda; Insecta; Hymenoptera; Formicidae
Gene: Osi10b
Exons: 5
Coding region: 1-1515 (504 amino acids)
Source: RefSeq, a predicted model, not a curated record
AUGGAAUCUAAGGAGCAUAUCACUCUGGAUGAUGGACAUUCUUAUAGCUUCAAUGAAGCUUUCGGUGUAUGUCUCGCGAAGAAAGAACACGGUACAUUCGAAUGCGUAAAUCGUGGUAUUCUAAGUGCCUUGCAAUCUUUAAACGACAAGGAGAGCUUGGAGUUUGGAAAGAUGCGACUGGACAGAUCGGAGGGCUACGGCAGAGAUCUUCUGGAUCUGGACUACGAUCCGAAAGAUUUUGGAAAUGUCGUGAAAGCAGCUACCAGAUUGAUGGAACGUCGUAAUAUUAAGUGGAAUCUGGAUAAUAUAUAUCCGGGAUUACAGAUGCGCAUCGGACCAAUGCUGAACGGAAACGGGAUACUGGAAUUUGUUCUUAAUGAAAGAGCUGCUUCUUACGGCGAUAGGCAGAUUGGUACAGGAAGGCAGUUGACCAGACACAUAUUACUGCCAUUUCUAUUGGGUUUCAAAUUCAAUAUGGCAUCCCUGAUCCCACUUAUGUUCGGUUUCCUGUUAAUCGUGACCAAGAAGGCUCUUUUAUUGACGAAGACGGCAUUGUUUCUGAUCAGUCUUUUAGGAUGGAAUACGCUCUUUUCCGGAGCACCUGCAGCACCUCCUUAUUCGGCGAACGCGUUCAAUGGCUUCCAUGCUUACGGACACGAGACACCUGCUGGUGUAUACACCCAUCACGAUCAUCAUUUUCCGCAGCGACCUUACAGACCGCUGCAUGACUAUAGUCCUUAUGAUCAGCAUGUUAUUAGGGAAGUCGUCAAUGUUUACGAAGGAAAUAGCGAUUCGGGACAGAAUAGACAAAAUCGUAAAUCACGCAAUCGCUUGAUGAUGGAAAAACGGCGUUUAAUGAUUUGGAUCUUACAUAUCUUUCAUCUCGCGAUGUUCUGCAAUUUAGUGACGGCUAAAAGUGAAUUUACGAGUCUAUUCGAACGGUGCAGAAACGAGAGGAACACCUUCGAUUGCUUCAAACGACGUGCCUUGGAGAUACUCGACUCGGCUAUCCAAGAUAAUUCUGUGUAUAAAAUCAAUGAUUAUAUUUCAAUUACUAAAGAUCCAGCAUCUAUCGCCAAAAGUUACGACUCGAUGACGUCUGAAAAUGGCACGGAAUUAAGUCUCGAUCAGAAAUUGGAUAACAAGUUUCAUCAGUAUUUGACAUCGAGAAGCGUGAAACUGACAAUACCGGGCAACGCCUUUGAAGGAAGAAAAAAGAAGAAUAAGGGCUACGGAUAUGUAAUAGUAGCAGGUGCCGUGUUAGCAGGCAUGAUGGCGCAACUAGCUUAUGGGAAAAUUGCUUUCAUCGCUGGUACGGCUUUGUUGACGGCGAAAAUGGCCCUAGUUUUAAGCGCGAUAAUCGGCUUGAAAAAGCUUGCAUCGAGCGGAGGAGGUCACGAAGUGAUCUAUGCGACUGCAUCGGAACAUCAUGGAGGAGGUGGUGGUGGUGGUGGCGGAUUUGGUGGUGGAUACGGUGGCUGGCAACGAGCAAUGGAAGUUGUUCCUCCAACCUGAAUCAUAUUCGAUUAUCAAAUUCAAAAGUUUUAUGAUUUAGUUACCGCAUGUAAUACAUCUUCUUUGAUGUAUCCGAUA